GCCCCGUCAGAUCAUAUAUCCAGUCACACAAAAAACACUUUUCGUUUCAAUUGGGAAAAUAAAAAUUUAAAGGGAAUACAUUUCAGGCACCUUCAGCAUGGCGGACAUGGAGGAGUACGGCCUUCCAAUGGCGAAAAUAACCUUUAUAUCCGACGAGCUGGAAAGGACUCAUCUGGCCCGCGUACCCCAAGUCCUGCGGCAGUUGGAGGACAUCCGGGAGCCGGAGGACGAAAUGCUCCUGGCUGAAGGCAGCCGGCUGAGGAGGAAACCAUUUUCGGAGGACUACUAGAAAUCAACGAAAUUUUCACGUCACAAAACCUAACGAGCGACACCUGCCAAAGGAGCCAAGGUGUUGGCCUGGCAAUUAAUGACUGGCUCAACUUCUCACAUUCACAUUUACAUUCACGUGCUCGAGCCGGGCAAACAAAGCCAUCCAGGAAAGCUGAGGGCGACAACAGCAACACGCAACAACAGCAACAGCAACCGGGCUCUAAAACACACAAACAAAUUGUGACAAAGUUGCGGAAAUUUAAUUAAAAUCAAAUAGAACCCACUGA
This is a messenger RNA of Drosophila subpulchrella, 557 nucleotides long. RefSeq lists its product as uncharacterized. Lineage: Eukaryota; Metazoa; Arthropoda; Insecta; Diptera; Drosophilidae. Bases 98 to 289 code for a protein of 63 amino acids. The record is from RefSeq and is a predicted model, not a curated record. The transcript has 2 exons.